AUGGAAGAAACGCCAGUUAAUGCGGCGCAUGCUUAUGCAAAUGCGGCUGAGGAAUACGAGGAAAAAGAGCAAUGGAGUAAAGCCAUGGAAGCUCAUUUUCGUGCCGCAGAACAGUUUUUGCAGGCAACGAAUUACACGUCAAAUCCUGAGGCGGUCAGAACUCUCAAAUUACUUUAUGCUAAUCACACGCGUCAAGGCAAAGAUCUUAAGCGACGUUUGAGUAAACAAUCACAAACUUCAUCGCAUCAAAAACAAGAACAUUUUUCAUCAUCUAUUGGUGGAGCUGAUGAACAGCAACCACAAAAGCAAUCAUCACCAUCAUCAUCGUCUCGUAAUAAAGCACAAAAUUCUUCAUCUCAGACGCUGAUUAACGAUAACAACAGUAACAAUGAUCAAGUAGACCAGCCAGGUAGACCGUACUCGGGUUCGGCUGCUCAUCGUCUACAGCAACAACGUCAAAUAGAAAAGUUGCAACAAACUUCAAGGUCAAGUACAUCACCAUACGCUAAUCGUCGAAUGAAGGAUUAUCAAUUAGAAUCAAAUUCGUCGUCAUCGACUUUGGGUGUAAUACCGCGUGAAAACAUCGCAUCAUCGAUGAACCCUCUCAACAAUUCGACGGUUUCUUCUGUUGAAGAAUCUUAUAUGGUAUUGAGAGGAAAUAAUGACUCGGCAGAUGACGAUGAUCCAUUUAAUAAAUUUUGGCAAAUAGUUGAAUCUCUUGUGUCAAAGGUUUCUAAUCCUGUGGCAUUCGCCACCGUACCUUUAAACGGUACGGACGCACUUAGUCUCACUGACCCACGUUUAUUAUCAGAUUCUACCGUUGAUGCCUUAUCAAUACCUCCAGAGAACAAAUUAAAUGAUCGGACAUUUAUUGAACACAAGAUUGACGGGGCUGCUUCCACAAUGAUGGAGUCGUUUUAUAUUAUUCCAGAUGAUAAGAAACCCAGUUCAUCCAAUACUUUACCUAAACAUCAGCAGACUUUAUCUACACUUACAUCCGGAAAAAAGAAAGCAGCACCAACAAUAAAUAAAACCAUAGAGGAAUAUGCAUUGGAAAACCAACAACUCAAACUUAUUGUGGACAAGUUAUCCAAGCAAAUGCUAGAUUACGAAAAAGCCGCCGAAGAGAACAGCAUGUUGAAGAGUAGUAUUAUGCAAUUCAAAAAUGACGUUGAAAAACAGGCGAAACGGAUAAAAUAUAGCCAAGAAUUAAGAUCAUCUGUAAUGGUGAGACAGUUGUCACCAGAAAGUUCAACAGUUUCACAUUCUAGUUAUUUACAAAGGCGUAUUAAAGAAUUGGAGGAAGAACUUCGUCUAGUAAAACUUGAUAAUGAUAAACAGAAAGCUCAAAUGGCUAAAUACAGAGAACGUUGGGAAAAACUCAAAGAAUCGGCCAAAAAAAAGCGCAGUGAAAAGCAAGCAGAAAGUUUAUCAGGCUCUCCUAGAUCAGCAUUAACUAUUGUCACCAAUCAAGAAUACAAUUACUUACAAGAAAGACCAUCAUCGCCAUCAACCUCAUAUUCUAGACUAUCCAAUUCGCCUCAGCUUUCUCCUUCAACGACUCCUAGAACGCCAACUCCUAGGACACCAACUCCAACCUUGUCCUUGCGACGAUCAAUGUCUCAGCCUGUUGAUCUCUCGAAGCAACGUCAAGGUGUAAGUGCCGUUCUCGAUUCACCAACUCAAAGCUCUAAUGGAGGAGGUAUUAGUAAAGCAACUAAUAAUAUUGGCAUCACGGCACAUGAACGUACUCCAGUUCCUCCUACCACCACUAUUGUUCAUGCUACCGCAACUGGCUCACCAACUAGAUUAACUCAUGCUCGUAGUAAUAGCAUCAGUAGCAAUGAUUUUCCAUUUGCAAUAUCGCAACCUGAAUUGAAACGUCCUAAUUCUUCGGGCUCAUUGACUCCUUCGCAUAUGUAUAAUGCUGAUCUCGAACCUACUCUCUCAUAUAGACGGGAUUCGGCACCUACGAAAUACGUCCGAAGAUAUUCUUCGACCUCAAUUUCUACAAUAAAUGCAUCCGGAACUAGUUCUGCUCAGAGCGUUUAUCACAAUGCACCAUUAGCUGCAUCUGAUAUAUAA
Molecule: messenger RNA, 2085 nt
Organism: Ambispora leptoticha
Lineage: Eukaryota; Fungi; Glomeromycota; Glomeromycetes; Archaeosporales; Ambisporaceae
Source: the annotation of a GenBank genome assembly